AUGGCGUCGAAGCGGAUUUUGAAGGAGCUCAAGGAUCUGCAGAAGGAUCCUCCUACCUCUUGCAGCGCAGGUCCUGUUGCUGAAGACAUGUUCCAUUGGCAAGCAACGAUAAUGGGUCCUCCAGAUAGUCCCUAUUCCGGUGGUGUGUUUCUAGUCAGUAUUCAUUUCCCGCCAGACUAUCCGUUCAAACCGCCAAAGGUUGCCUUCCGUACUAAGGUCUUUCACCCCAAUAUCAAUAGCAACGGUAGCAUUUGCCUUGAUAUUUUGAAGGAGCAAUGGAGCCCUGCACUCACCAUAUCCAAGGUGUUGCUUUCGAUCUGUUCCCUACUGACAGACCCCAACCCGGAUGACCCUUUGGUGCCGGAGAUCGCCCACAUGUACAAGACUGAUCGGAGCAAGUACGAGACGACGGCUAGGAGCUGGACUCAGAAGUACGCGAUGGGCUAG
This is a messenger RNA of Linum trigynum, 447 nucleotides long. Lineage: Eukaryota; Viridiplantae; Streptophyta; Magnoliopsida; Malpighiales; Linaceae. The record is from the annotation of a GenBank genome assembly.